Molecule: messenger RNA, 2837 nt
Organism: Erythranthe guttata (spotted monkey flower)
Lineage: Eukaryota; Viridiplantae; Streptophyta; Magnoliopsida; Lamiales; Phrymaceae
Gene: HB-8
Product: homeobox-leucine zipper protein ATHB-8
Molecular function (GO): DNA-binding transcription factor activity; lipid binding; DNA binding
Source: RefSeq, a predicted model, not a curated record
AUUAUUAUUAUUUUUUUAUUUUUUAUUUUAAUUUUAUAAACAGGGGUGGGGGGACGGAAAACGGUGAUUAUGGGAGAUCUGUGUAUAGUGCUUUGCGCUGCUGUGUGCUUCUGAAGAAACAAGACGACACCGUUUGCUCUUCAAACAGUUAUGAUGGCGGUGACAUCAUCGUGCAAAGACAGUUCGAAAAUGGGGUUAGACAAUGGCAAGUAUGUGAGGUACACACCGGAGCAGGUUGAGGCUUUAGAAAGGUUGUACCAUGAUUGUCCUAAACCGAGUUCGCUUCGAAGGCAGCAACUUAUUCGAGAAUGCCCCAUCCUCUCCAACAUCGAGCCUAAGCAGAUCAAAGUUUGGUUUCAAAACCGAAGAUGCAGGGAAAAACAGAGGAAAGAGGCGUCGCGCCUUCAAGCUGUGAACAGGAAGCUGAGUGCGAUGAAUAAGUUGUUGAUGGAGGAAAACGAUCGUUUGCAGAAGCAAGUUUCUCAUUUGGUGUACGAGAACAGUUAUUUCCGACAACAGACUCAAAAUACAACGCUAGCCUCAACCGAUAAUAGUUGUGAAUCGGUGGUAACAAGUGGUCAACACCACUUGACUCCUCAAAAUCCUCCGAGGGAUGCAAGUCCUGCAGGACUUUUGUCCAUUGCAGAGGAAACUUUAACAGAGUUUCUAUCUAAGGCUACUGGAACUGCUGUGGAGUGGGUCCAAAUGCCUGGGAUGAAGCCUGGUCCGGAUUCCAUUGGAAUCAUUGCAAUUUCACAUGGCUGCACUGGUGUUGCAUCACGUGCAUGCGGCCUCGUGGGAUUAGAACCUACAAGAGUUGCCGAAAUCCUUAAAGAUCGGCCUUCAUGGUACCGUGAUUGCCGAGCUGUGGAUGUUCUGAAUGUCUUGUCGACUGGGAAUGGUGGAACUAUUGAAUUGCUUUACAUGCAGCUAUAUGCGCCGACUACUUUAGCUCCCGCUCGUGACUUUUGGUUACUACGCUACACUUCUGUUAUGGAGGAUGGCAGCCUUGUGGUAUGUGAAAGAUCACUGAACAAUACUCAGAACGGUCCCAGCAUGCCACCUGUGCAGAAUUUCGUACGAGCAGAAAUGCUUCCAAGUGGAUACCUAGUUAGACCUUGCGAAGGCGGUGGUUCGAUUAUUCAUAUCGUUGAUCACAUUGAUUUAGAGCCUUGGAGUGUGCCCGAAGUGUUACGCCCACUAUACGAAUCAUCAAUGCUUCUCUCUCAGAGGACAACAUUAGCGGCUUUGCGCCAGCUCAGGCAAAUCUCUCUAGAAAUUACUCAGCCUAAUGUGACUGGUUGGGGGAGAAGACCCGCAGCUUUGCGGGCCCUCGGUCAAAGAUUGAGCAGAGGCUUCAACGAGGCUGUAAAUGGGUUCGCAGACGAGGGCUGGUCAAUGAUAGAAAGUGACGGCAUCGAUGAUGUCACCGUUCACGUGAACACUUCUCCGGGAAAAUUAAUGGGAACUAUUCAAACCUACGCAAACGGAUUUCCUUCUAUGAGCAAUGCCGUGCUGUGUGCUAAAGCAUCCAUGUUGUUGAAAAAUGUUCCUCCGGCUAUACUGUUGAGGUUUCUAAGGGAGCACCGAUCGGAGUGGGCCGACAGCGGUGUAGAUGCUUAUGCCGCCGCUGCUGUCAAAGCGGGCCCGUCUAGUUUGCCCGUUUCUCGAGGUGGAUGUUUCGGUGGGCAGGUUAUUCUUCCCUUGUCUCAAACUAUUGAGAAUGAAGAGUUCAUGGAAGUGAUUAGGCUGGAAAAUAUGGCUCAGUAUCGAGACGACGUAAUUAUGCCUAGCGAUAUCUUCCUCUUGCAAGUGUGUAAUGGGGUGGAUGAAAAUGCCAUGGGCACAUGUGCCGAGCUUAUAUUUGCUCCGAUAGACGCUUCUUUUUCCGACGACGCACCCCUUCUUCCAUCCGGUUUUCGUAUUAUUCCUCUCGAUUCAAAAUCAGAUGCAUCUAGUCCAAAUCGAACGUUGGACCUAGCAUCGACACUCGAAGUCGGACCGAACAACAAACAGUGUGGCGAUAGGAAUAAUGGAUCCGUAAAAUCGGUGAUGACAAUAGCAUUUCAAUUUGCAUUCGAGAUUCAUCUUCAAGAAAGUGUGGCUGUUAUGGCUAGGCAAUACGUACGAAGCAUUAUUUCGUCUGUUCAGAGAGUGGCGUUAGCACUUUCCCCUUCUCCGAUUGGUUCUCACGUUAGCUUAAGGCCUCAACAUAGUGCUCCUGAAGGGCAGACUCUCGCCCGUUGGAUCUGCCAAAGCUAUAGAUUUUUCUUGGGUGUGGAUCUACUGAAAACCGUAGCUGAAGAAAGCGAUUCUCUUCUUAAAACACUUUGGCAACACUCCGAUGCUGUGCUCUGUUGUUCAUUAAAGGAAUUGCCGGUUUUCACGUUCGCAAAUCAGGCAGGGCUCGAUAUGCUCGAGACAACCUUAAUUGCACUUCAGGACAUCACGCUCGAGAAAAUAUUCAACGACAACGGAAGAAAGACACUAUUUGCCGAGCUCCCACAGAUCAUGCAGCAGGGUUUUGGGUAUUUGGAAGGCGGAGUGUGCAUGUCGAGUAUGGGGAGACCGAUUUCGUACGAGAGAGCAGUCGCCUGGAAGGUGAUGAACGAAGAUGAAGAUGUACACUGCCUCUGCUUCAUGUUUAGCAAUUGGUCUUUUGUUUGAAUUAAGAAGAAAGAAUUUCCAGAUAAAUUAAACCUAAAUUAAAACAUCAUAUUUUGACCUCUUUUUUGUAUGAAUUGACCACUGUCUUCAUUUCUCUUUACUUUGUACUGUGUCUGAAUUUCUAAGUUAAUUAUCCUUAAUUUAUGCUAAACAACUGUUUUUUUUUCUCA